Penicillium canescens is the source of this 1731-nucleotide messenger RNA. It is a transcript of the gene gmtA, whose product is annotated as GDP-mannose transporter. Gene Ontology annotation, cellular component: Golgi apparatus. Gene Ontology annotation, molecular function: GDP-mannose transmembrane transporter activity; antiporter activity. Gene Ontology annotation, biological process: transmembrane transport. The record is from RefSeq and is a predicted model, not a curated record. The transcript has 4 exons. NCBI's taxonomy places the organism in Eukaryota, Fungi, Ascomycota, Eurotiomycetes, Eurotiales, Aspergillaceae. Bases 125 to 1261 code for a protein of 378 amino acids.
GUGACUUCUCGAACACUCCCUUCUUUCGACUCUGUGAUCCUCUGUGAUCCUGUCUUGGCUGGUGCUUCUGUUAAUCCAGUCCUCACCCUCCCCAUACCCCUCGACUCCUGAACCAACCGCCAAGAUGGUCGAAGACAAGAAGUCCGACGACUACACCGUCGAGAUGAACAAGCUCGAUCAAGGGAAACAGUUUGAGGCUGCGCCGCCGCCAACUCCCUCGCCCCGCACUGUCCCCAGCGCCAUGUCCAACAGCCCAGUCCUUCCCGUCCUGGCAUACUGCGGAUCUUCUAUUAUGAUGACUGUGAUGAACAAGUAUGUUCUGUCGGGUCUGGACUUUAACCUGAACUUCCUCUUGCUCUGUGUUCAGUCUUUGGUCUGCAUUGUUGCGAUCCAGACGUGCAAGUCUAUGGGUCUCAUCACCUACCGCGACUUCAGUGCCGAUGAGGCGCGCAAGUGGUUCCCGAUUACGCUCCUCCUGAUCGGCAUGAUCUACACUGGCUCCAAGGCUCUCCAAUUCCUCUCGAUUCCCGUUUAUACUAUCUUCAAGAACUUGACCAUUAUCCUUAUCGCCUAUGGUGAGGUCCUCUGGUUCGGUGGCUCCGUCACUAGCCUGACCCUGUUCUCCUUCGGUCUCAUGGUCGUCAGCUCGCUCAUUGCCGCCUGGGCUGAUAUCAAGCACGCCGUGGAGAGCACUGGUGACACCUCCAGCAAGGUCUCGACCCUGAACGCUGGAUACGUCUGGAUGUUGAUCAACUGCCUGUGCACCUCGUCUUACGUCCUGGGCAUGCGCAAGCGCAUCAAGCUGACCAAUUUUAAGGACUUUGACACCAUGUUCUACAACAACCUCUUGUCCAUCCCCGUUCUGAUCGUUCUCACCCUCCUGGUCGAGGACUGGUCCUCCGCCAACCUGGCCCGCAACUUCCCCGAGGCCAACCGCGACGGCAUCUUCUUCGCCAUGGUCCUAUCCGGAGCCUCGUCCGUCUUCAUUUCGUAUACCUCCGCCUGGUGUGUCCGUGUGACCUCGUCUACCACCUACUCGAUGGUUGGUGCGCUCAACAAGCUGCCCAUCGCGGUGUCAGGUCUCGUUUUCUUCGAUGCGCCAGUUACCUUCCCCAGUGUCUCCGCCAUUGCUAUUGGCUUCAUCAGUGGUAUCGUCUACGCUGUUGCCAAGAUCAAGCAGAACGCCAAGCCCAAGACCGGUGUCCUCCCUACACCAGUCAGCGCCAGCAGCCAGAGCAUGAGAGACUCGCUGCGCUCUUAAGCUGCAUUUGGCACUAUGUAUCUGACUGGUCAGCGCAUAUAUCAAAAAGUUCACCGUCCAACCAACCGGUGCUAUCUUUGCAUGUGACAUUAUGAUUCACGUUUCAUUGCAGCCGAAGUAUGGGCCUUUUCUUGUCUGAUCCUGAUGGGGGGAUAUUCCUGUGAUCACUUUGGUCGGUGUUGGUGUUUGAUUUCUCUCUUCUUCUGUUCACCCUUUCUUCCUUUCUUCCCUUCUCUUUACAUCUAUAGAGGGGACAUGUGAAACAGAAACUGUUUCCAAUUCUAAAUUCCCCUUCCCCCUGAUCUCGGUCCAAGUAUGAUUUAAUUCUUCUUUUUUGACAUGCGGCCAUAGCAUCUGUUCCUGUCUUGUUCCUGUACAUAGCUAUGCCGCGCUCUGGUUUUGCCAAUAGAACGUGUUUGGAUAACUAAUAUAAUGAUUCUUGGAAAUGAUACCAGAGGAUAUGUGAGAAG